Molecule: messenger RNA, 2493 nt
Organism: Apiotrichum porosum
Lineage: Eukaryota; Fungi; Basidiomycota; Tremellomycetes; Trichosporonales; Trichosporonaceae
Exons: 11
Coding region: 1-2493 (830 amino acids)
Molecular function (GO): flavin adenine dinucleotide binding; oxidoreductase activity, acting on CH-OH group of donors
Source: RefSeq, a predicted model, not a curated record
AUGCGGAGUACCUUUACUCUCGCCCUCGCUGCCGCAGCGGUCAUGGGACCGGCGGUGGCGUCCGGCUCGACGUCUAGCUCUCGCAGUCGCGAGCGCCGCUCCGAACCAUACCACCACUCAAAGGGGCGCGACGGAGCGUUCAACCCCAACCACCCCGAGCUGCAGGCCAUCAGGCGGGGCGCCAUCACUGCCUCGGUGGCGGAUGUGGCCAACCAGUCAUUUGACUUUGUCAUUGCCGGCGGCGGUCUUGCGGGACUCGUCGCUGGUGCACGUCUGUCGGAAUGGAGCAACGUCACAGUCCUCGUCAUUGAGGCCGGUGGCGACGGCUCGGAUGUCGAGACUCAACAGACCAUUCCAGGAUACACCUACCUUCACGGUAUCUCCAGCAACAGUCCCUAUGGCUGGAACUACACCACGACCAACCUUACUGGAUGCAACAUGUUGACCAAGAACAUUCCCCUUGGCCGUGGCCUCGGUGGCUCUGGUGCGGUCAACGGCAUGUUCUGGUGCCGCGGUGAUUCCGUCGAGUAUGAUGCUUGGGGAUCACUCAACCCCAACGGCAACCAGACUUGGGACUGGGCCGAGGUCAACAAGUACAUCAUGAAGGCCGAGAACCUCACGGUCCCUUCGCAAUCAAACAUCGACACUUUUACUAUUCCCAUCGACACUUCGGCACACGGCUCGGGCGGUCCUCUUCAGAUUGGCUGGUCAUCCUUCAUCUACCCCGUCGUCGCCAACUGGGUACCUACCUGGGUCAACAUGGGCUUUGCCGCACUGGACCUUGCUGCUGGCAGCACUCACGGUGUUACAAUUACCCCCUCGACUCUCAAUGCUCCUAUCGGCUCACGCUCGGACUCGAAGACGGCGUACAUCGAGCCCAAUAGCGCUCGUCCCAACCUCGUCGUCCUCACCGGCCAGCAGGUCACCAAGGUCCUGUUCAACGGCACCAAGGAUGCCUCGGGCAACAUUAUCGCGUCAGGUGUUCAGUUUGCCGCCUCUGCCUCCGACACCACUUACACGGUUAACGCGAACAAGGAGGUCAUUCUCACAGCCGGAACUAUUGGCACCUCCAAGCUGCUCCAGCUUUCGGGUAUUGGCCCCACCUCGGUCCUCACCGGCGUCGGCAUUGACACUGUCCUGGAUCUUCCAGUUGGCUACAACUACCAGGACCAUGUCUCGUACACCAUGUACUUUGACACUGUGGAUGGUAUCGAUUCAUGGUACAACCUUGCCACCAACGACACCCUCCAGGCCGAGGCACUCGCCGAGUGGGAGGCCUCCAAGACUGGCGUGUGGACGUACAUCAACGAGGCUGUCGGCUACCUCUCUGGCUCGGACAUUCUGGGUGGCUCUGCGGGCGCAACAUCCUUCGUCAGCGGUCUCGACACCACUGCCAUGGUCACCACCCUGGCUUCCAAGUACACCUUGCCGUCGACCGUCCAGGCUGGUCUUAAGAAGCAGCUCGACCUUCAGACCGCCUGGCUCAGCCAGAGCCUGGGCCAGUUUGAAAUUAUUCUGCACCUGUGGGGAAAAUCGGCCACAUCGCUCGGCGUCCAGGUCGCCCUCCAGCACCCCUUCUCCCGUGGACAGACGUACAUCAACUCGAACGACCCCUUCGUCAUGCCCAUCCUCGACCCUGGAUACUUUGACAUUGACGCCGACGUUCAGAUGAUGCAGGACGCGACCGCUUGGGUCCGCACCAUGACCAACACGGCUCCCAUGAACACGAUCAUGACAAACGAGUCUCUUCCCGGCGCCUCCGUUACCGGCGACGCGCUUACCACUUACUUCAAGACGGCGUGCGGUACAGAGUACCACCCAAUCGGCACGGCGUCCAUGCUUCCCCAAGAGCUCGGCGGUGUGGUCGACACCAACCUCGUCGUGUACGGUACCAGCAACCUGCGCGUCCUUGACUCGUCCAUCAUCCCCAUCCACGUCUCGGCACACACCAUGGCCUCGACGUAUGGCGUUGCCGAGAAGGGCUGUGACAUUAUCAAGUCUCAGCACUGGUAUGUGGCUCCCGUCGUCAGCUCGACCUCGACUUCGGCAAGCGCCACGUCCUCUGCGACGUCAUCGGCCAACACCGAAUCUGCCACUGCCGAGGCCGCCGCUGUUGCAUCGACUGGUCUUUCCACCGCUGCCAAGAUUGGCGUCGGUGUGGGUUGUGGCCUCGGUGCCAUCGGUGUUCUUGCUGCCAUUUUCCUCUUCUGCCUUAGGCGCAAAAAGUCCAAGCCCGAUACCGUCACCAAGGGCGCGUACAUGCAGGGCAACACCAGCGACCAGUGGAUGGAUGGUUACAACACCCCAAACGCGUUUGCCAUGGCGGGGCAGAAUAGGCCGUCGCUCGAUACCAUGGCCACGGCUGAUCUGCACCACCCCAACCCGCAGGCCGCCGGCUACUACAACCCCCACUCUCCCGCACCUCAGCAGUACACCCCGCCCAGCCAGCGGCCGAGCCACCUGGCCUUGGAGCAGUACUAUGAUCGCCAGUGA